Molecule: messenger RNA, 2074 nt
Organism: Ziziphus jujuba (common jujube)
Lineage: Eukaryota; Viridiplantae; Streptophyta; Magnoliopsida; Rosales; Rhamnaceae
Product: phospho-N-acetylmuramoyl-pentapeptide-transferase homolog
Exons: 8
Coding region: 314-1831 (505 amino acids)
Biological process (GO): cell wall macromolecule biosynthetic process; cell wall organization
Cellular component (GO): membrane
Molecular function (GO): phospho-N-acetylmuramoyl-pentapeptide-transferase activity
Source: RefSeq, a predicted model, not a curated record
GAGAAUUUCGAAGUGGUUCUGUUCUUUCAGCAAUCCUUUCCCUCCUCUUACUCUCUGUAGUUUCGUGGACUUUUGGAAAUAUUUUUAUAUAAUAUUUGUAUUUUUAUAUAAAUUAUUACGAAAAAAAACUGAAUAAUAGAAUAUACCGUCCCCAAUGCACCAACAUUGAGUCACUGCUCUUUUAAUCUUUAAUGGCCUCCUCCUCCUCCUCCUCCUCCUCCUUCUCCUUCUUCUUCUUCUCUCUUUCCUUCCUCCUCUCACCAAACUCUUCAAGAUCUGAUCGUUGUGUUUCUUCCUCUUCUUCUUCAAAGCCAUGCCGUCUCGUUCUAUGAAUGUUCCUGACCUCGCCUGCUUUCUUCCUACGCUUCCUCGUCUUCGAUGCGAUUCGCUCUUGCAACGCUCUGAUUUCUCUUCCGCUCUUAAGUUAACUGGAUCAAACAUUCGAAGACGUAAGGGUCGUUUGCCGCUUCGUCAUGUUCAUUUCAGGGCCUUUGAUGGGGAUUCAGGUGAUAUUUCAUCACUGGAUGAUUGGGGUCACACAGAGGAGACCAUUCCACAGACAAUUUCUUCCAGUGAUGGUGAAGAUAGCGAUGCAGAAUUCGUACUAACUCCUGUAAAUGAUAUUGAAUUGCCCGCUAUCAGUGUUUCAAACAAUGAUGCUCUAACACUGACUGCUCAUCGGCUUGCAAUGCUUGGAAGACAGCAUAAAAGACACAGGAUCAAACAUGGAGUCUUAGUUAAUGCUGGUCUGAUUAUCUUCUUAAUUGUGGUACUUGUGUAUGUGGAUUGGUGUGCUUGGCGGAUUGUUAGACUGCCUUUAGAUCCAUUUCACUUGACCCGCCCCUUUCUAAUAUCAGUCAUUCUAGCCUCUUGUGCUGGCUAUAUAUGUGUCCCGUUACUCUAUGGCUUGAAGGUCUAUCAAAUAAUCAGGAAAGAAGGCCCAGUUAGACACUCUUUAAAAAAGAGAACUCCCACAAUGGGUGGACUGUUUUUUAUACCUGUUGGUGUACUUGUUGCAAAAUUUAUGGCUGGUUUUUCUUCUAGUGAAGUUUCUGGAGCAGCUGCUGCAACUCUAGCAUUUGCUGCAAUUGGAUUAAGCGAUGAUAUGUUCAGCUUAAUCAAGAAUCAAAAUAGUGGUUUAUCUCCGUGGCUAAAAAUUCUCCUUGAGGCAGCUGUUGGGACCUGGUUUUCAUUUUGGUUGGAUACUGCAAGUAUAUCAUCACCCUACGGCAUGUAUACCUUCUUGAAACUGUUGGUUCCCCUUCCUGCUUCACUUGGCCUAGUGUGCCUGGGAAAAUUUUAUUUAAUGUUGACUUCAUUUUGUUUCGUUUCAAUGGCAAAUGGGGUUAACUUAACAGAUGGCCUUGAUGGACUGGCUGGUGGGACUGCUGCACUGGCUUUUAUUGGAAUGUCUAUUGCAGUGCUUCCAAUAUGUUCUGAUCUAGCCAUAUUUGGAGCAUCAAUGGCCGGUGCCUGUGUUGGAUUUCUUUUGCACAAUCGCUACAAAGCAUCUGUAUUUAUGGGAGAUACUGGAUCCGUGGCACUAGGUGGAGCCUUGGCUGCAAUGGCUGCUUGUACCGGAAUGUUCCUUCCAUUAUUUGUUGCAUCUGGUAUCUUUGUCAUGGAAGCAUCAUCUGUUAUUAUGCAGGUAAUGUACUUUAAGACAACCAAUUAUUUCCUGGGAGCUGGGCGUCGCCUAUUUCGAAUGGCACCCUUUCAUCAUCACCUCGAGUCAUGCGGGCUCAAAGAACCAGUAAUUGUUGCAGGAGCAUAUGUUAUGUCGUCUGCAUUGGCUUUAUUUGCUGGCUAUUUGGGCCUUAUAUCUGCAUAGUGGCUUGGAAGCUUUCGUCCUGACUUGUAGUUAGGUUGCUAGUAUUACUAUUUUCUUUCUUUCAUAUUUUGAUAUGAUUUAUUAUUUUUGUUGAAGUUUUUGCUUAGUUAGGUCACCAUUUUUUAUACCUCGCUUGCCAAAAUAAGAGCAAGAGAGAAAUAGGAUUUGUAUACAGGUUGAGUUCUAUGUUUGAUUUUUAUGAUAGUGAUAUCAUUUUAUAAGUUGAUUAUAUUAAUUUUAUUA